UGGACCCCGAGGCCCUGCCCUACCAGACUCUCGCUCCCGCGUGUCGGCCACGCUCGACACUGUGUGAAACACUGCCCGACAAAGACUAGCACCACCACGCUGCUACACCUGGCCGUGGUGGAAAAAUCAAAGUCCCAACCGUAUGCGUUGGCGCAGGUGCUUGUCAAGGAAGAGGGGAGGGGGAGAGAGAGGACAGAGGACAGGGGAGGGGAGGGGGAGGACAGAGGAAGGAAGGGGAGGAAGCCGACUGCGCGCUCCGGCUGGGCGCUCGAGGCCUCCACAGCCGUGAACCAGCCCGCGGGCUCGGAUCAAACGAAGGGCACCACGAUUGGGAGAAAGAAAAACGAGGCGGAGCAGGGCGGAGGACGGAGGGAGGAAGGAGGGGAGGGCGAAAGCGCGCUCUGGCCGAGCGCUCGGGGCCUCCACAGCCGUGGCUCUGCCCGCGGGCUCGGGUCCGGCGAUCGGCGCCGCGAUUCAGAGGAAGAGGGGCGAGGCGGCAGAAGGAGGCGAAGGGAGGAGGGAGAGGAGGGCGAGUGCACGCUCCAGUCGAGCGCUCGAGGCACCUCCACGGCCCUGCAGAGAUCCGAUCGGACCUGCGGCACGGCCCAGGAAGACGGCAUCACGAUUCGGGAGGAGGAGGAGGAGGAGGAGGAGGAGGAGGAGGCGGGAAGAAAGAGACGAGGGGGGGGGAAGUGA
Molecule: messenger RNA, 696 nt
Organism: Prorocentrum cordatum
Lineage: Eukaryota; Dinophyceae; Prorocentrales; Prorocentraceae
Source: the annotation of a GenBank genome assembly